AUAUUUAAUAAAUAGCUAAUAUCAGGUAGAAAUAAUAAUUUCUAAUUAUCAGUGUCAAAUGACUUUUAUAUGUAAAAAAUGAUAACUAAUUAAGUUUUAUAAAUAACUUAUCGUUUCCGAUAAAUAUAGUUUAACUUAAAGGAAAUAAAGCGUGUAGUAAAUGCAAAAAUUAAAAUAGCGCGGAAAAACAGUCAACCACCUUGAUAAACGGCCAACUUCACAGACUUUUCUAAUUAAAUUUGUUGAUCGGUUCACGGCAGAAUCAGCAAAUAAUAUUCGUUCAUGUAUUCCGCACCGUUUCGAUAAAGUAAGCCUGAUAGCAGAAAAAAAGGCGAUGCUGGUGUGUAGCAAACAGUGAAAGAAGAUUCCAAAGUGAGAACGGCGUAUAUUUGAGUAAGUCAAAGUGUUGAGCCACGUCGCCGCCGGUAGAGCCUGGUUGCUGACCUCGCCGUUGACCAGGCAAGAAGGCCAAAAUAUCAACAUGCUGUCAGCCGCGGCGAAUACUCUCUCCAAUAAUGGGAGUUCAUAUAGCAACGAUCGAGCCUCUGCAGCUGAACCUGAAUUGGCCACUGAUCUUGCCUCCGGGGGUUUUUUUCAUGCUGAUUAUAAGAAACAUGAUGACUUGAAACAGAUGCUUGAUAGUAACAAAGAUAACUUGAAGUUGGAGGCUAUGAAAAGGAUCAUUGGGAUGGUAGCAAAAGGAAGAGAUGCAUCAGAUCUUUUUCCAGCAGUAGUUAAGAAUGUUGUAUCAAAGAAUAUUGAGGUAAAGAAGUUGGUUUAUGUAUAUUUAGUUCGAUAUGCAGAAGACCAGCAGGAUCUAGCACUUUUAUCAAUAUCUACAUUCCAACGAGCAUUGAAAGAUCCAAAUCAAUUGAUUAGAGCAAGUGCCUUAAGAGUCCUUUCUAGUAUAAGGGUUUCCAUGAUAGUACCAAUAGUCAUGUUAGCUAUCAAAGACUCUGCCAGUGACAUGUCUCCCUAUGUCCGAAAGACUGCAGCUCAUGCUAUUCCUAAGUUGUAUUCUCUAGACCCAGAGCAGAAGGAAGAAUUGAUUACUGUUUUAGAUAAACUUUUAUCUGACAAGACUACUCUAGUUGUGGGAUCUGCUGUGAUGGCUUUUGAAGAAGUAUGUCCAGAUAGAAUUGAUCUCAUACACAAGAAUUACAGAAAACUUUGCAAUUUGUUAGUGGAUGUUGAUGAAUGGGGCCAAGUUAUUAUUGUGAAUAUGUUGACUAGAUAUGUUAGGAGUCAGUUUACCAAUCCUAAUUUAGAUGAUCUAGAAGAAGAUGAUAAUCAGAAGCCUUUUUAUGACUCUGACACAGGCUCAAAUGAUGCUAAAAAGCCAAAAACAUCAAUUGACUUGGACCACAGAUUACUUUUACGUAAUACAAAACCUUUACUGCAAAGUCGAAAUGCUGCAGUGGUAAUGGCAGUUGCACAAUUAUACCAUCACACAGCACCUAGAAGUGAAGUUAUGGUUGCUGCAAAGGCUUUAAUAAGAUUGUUGAGAGGUCAUAGAGAAGUUCAAAGUAUAGUAUUCAACUGUAUUGCAACUAUCUCUGUUACAAGAAAGGGAAUGUUUGAGCCAUUCUUAAAGUCAUUUUUCGUCAGAACGUCUGAUCCAACUCACAUAAAACUACUUAAAUUAGAUAUUCUAACUAAUCUGGCAACAGAAAGUAGCAUUAGUGUAAUUUUGAGAGAAUUUCAAACAUAUAUUUCAAGCAGUGAUAAGGAAUUUGUUGGUGCUAGUAUUCAAGCUAUUGGCAGGUGUGCAAGUAAUAUCAAAGAAGUCACAGAGACAUGUCUUAAUGGAUUAGUAUCUUUACUGAGCAACAGAGAUGAAGCUGUAGUGGCAGAAAGUGUAGUUGUCAUAAAAAAGUUAUUACAAACUCAACCAAAUGAGCACAAGGAUAUAAUAGCUCAUAUGGCCAAAUUAAUGGAUUUUAUAACAAUACCUCAAGCUAGAGCAUCUAUCCUAUGGCUGCUAGGAGAAUACUCAGAUCGCGUUCCUAAAAUUGCACCAGACGUCUUGAGAAAAAUGGCAAAAACCUUUAUAAACGAAGAGGACAUCGUGAAAUUACAAACGUUAAAUUUAGCCGUCAAAUUGUUUCUUAAUAAUUCCGAACAGACGCAAAAAAUCUGUCAAUAUGUCUUCCAGUUGGCAAAGUAUGAUCAGAACUACGACAUUAGAGAUCGAGCACGUUUCCUUCGUUACUUUAUUUUCGAAGACGAAGAUAACGGUAACAAGAAAUUACCUCAGCAUGCAAAACAGAUCUUCCUUGCGCAUAAACCAGCUCCAACUCUGACGUCUCAGUUCAAAGAUUCACAAUUUCAACUUGGCUCACUGUCACACUAUCUGAAUAUGCCUUGCACUGGCUAUCGUCCAUUACCAGACUUCCCAGAAGUGCCACCGGAUCCAAAGGUUCGUGAUGUUCCCGAUACUACUGUUUUGCUAGAAGACAAAAACGUUAAACAUUACAGUAAGAAAGAGAAAAAAGAGAAAAAAUCUAAGGAAAAAGAGGAAAGCUUUUACAAUGAUGAGAUUAAAAAUUCCUCUGAAGAAGAUGACGAAGAAGAGAGUAGUAGCGAUUCAGACAGCGAUUCAUCUAGCGAUGAUGACAGCAAUACAUCGAAUGAAGAAUCGUCUUCAGCUUCGGAAAAAUCCGAAAAAGAGGUAAAGAAAGGGAUGAAAAGCAAAAAUACAAAGAAAGGCGAUGACAACGAUGAAGUAGAUGAAAGUGAUUCUGAUGAAUCGAGUAGCGACGAGUCGUCUUCGGAUGAUUCCGGUUCGAAGAGUGAUACGGAAGAAAGUUCGCCUGAAAAAUCAACGCCUACCCCUGCAGUUAAAUCUAAGACUGACAAUAAAAUAGAGAAGCCAAAAGAGAAAAGUAAUCUUGAUUUACUUCUGGAUUUGGACGAUGUUGCACCCAUGACUCCAAUAAUGACGCCAAGCUUAGGUGGUUUUCUCACACCUAUGUUGCCAACGUCGACAAUUUCUUCGAAUGGUGUUAAAGAAGUGUCGCCUUCAUUUAUUUCACUUCGAAAGUACGAGCUAUUUAAUAAAGUCACCGGUCGUGGUUUGAAAGCCGAGUUUCGAUUUACUAGAUCGCAACAUAUAAUUAGCUCGGCUAUGGCUAAUAUCGAACUUACUUUUACAAAUGAAGGUAGUGAGGCGAUAACAGAAAUUCGAGUUGGCAAUAAAAAUUUAUCAACUGGAAUGGUUAUUCAUGACUUCUCGCCAAUCUCAGUACUUCAACCAUGCAUGUCUUUACCUUGUAGUUUAGGUAUCAAUUUUAAUGACUCCACUCAACCUGCCUCAUUUAACAUUGAUUACAAAAUUAAGCAUGAGCAAACGUCUCGUACUGUUGAAAUAAGAGCCCCAAUUGGCGAAAUUAUGAGAUCUGUACUUCUACCUGAAUCAAUGUUUUUGUCUCAAAAAAAUAAGCUAAAAGGUAUGAAUGAACAUAGUACUAUAGUUAAUUACUCUGGAAAUAGAAAAAGUUUAUCUCAGAAGAUUCUGGAAGCUGCUAAUUUAGCUGUUAUUUCAAGUGAUGAUGAUACCAUUAGGUUUGCCGCUAAUACUCUAUCUUCCAAGUCAUUAGUUCUAGUGACAAUUAAAACAAUGAACGAUAAAGAUUUAAAUAUUUGUAUAAAUUGUGAAAAAAUGGUGAUAGGUUCGAUGUUGCUAAAUGAACUAAAGAGUAAUUUAAAGUAAAUAUUAGUCCUGAAGAGUAUAAAGAAAAUGUUCUAUUUUUAAUGUUAACAUACUAAUCAGUGUUUAAGAAUUAUUUAAAUUGUAUAGAUAUUUUAAAGUUUUAUCAGUCGCGAUUGGUGCAAUGCUGUAACAUAAUACGUACUAUAUCAUCUUAGAUCAUAACUCAUUUUUUACUGUAAAAAAAUGAAUAUCCAUUGGAAAAAACA
Phymastichus coffea is the source of this 3918-nucleotide messenger RNA. It is a transcript of the gene rb, whose product is annotated as AP-3 complex subunit beta-1. Gene Ontology annotation, cellular component: AP-3 adaptor complex; membrane coat. Bases 482 to 3712 code for a protein of 1076 amino acids. Lineage: Eukaryota; Metazoa; Arthropoda; Insecta; Hymenoptera; Eulophidae. Gene Ontology annotation, biological process: intracellular protein transport; vesicle-mediated transport. The record is from RefSeq and is a predicted model, not a curated record. The transcript has 10 exons.